Messenger RNA from Rhipicephalus sanguineus (brown dog tick), 2121 nucleotides. RefSeq lists its product as uncharacterized. Gene Ontology annotation, molecular function: nucleic acid binding. Lineage: Eukaryota; Metazoa; Arthropoda; Arachnida; Ixodida; Ixodidae. The record is from RefSeq and is a predicted model, not a curated record. Gene Ontology annotation, biological process: DNA integration. The transcript has 2 exons. The coding region runs from base 1 to 2121 and encodes 706 amino acids.
AUGGGUCGUGAGACGCUAGAAAUCGAGUCUCGUCGUAAUGCGCUUGAGGAAGACGCGCGUCGCGGGGCACUAGAAGCCGAGACCAGCCGCGAAGCGCUAGAGGCCGAGGCUCGUCGCGAGGCGCGUGAGGACGAAGCGCGUCGAAAAGCGCAACAGGACGAGGCGCGCCGUAGGGACCAAGAGGUCAAGAAACGUCGCGAGGCGCUGGAGGCCGAGUGGGCGUGGAAGAAGGAGCAGGACGUGGCCUUUGAGCACAGUAAACAGCUAAUCACCGAGGCACCGGUGCUGGUGCACUUCGAUCCAGCCAAGCCUGUUGUCCUUACUGUAGAUGCAUCACCAUACGGUGUAGGAGCCGUCCUAGCGCACAGAGACAAGGAUGGCCAAGAACGCCCGGUGUCGUUUGCUUCUCGUCGUCUUCACACAGCAGAGCAGCGUUACAGCCAGCUGGACAAGGAAGGCAUCGCCCUCAUGUUUGGCGUCGAGCGUUUUCACCAGUACCUGUGGGGCCGAAAGUUCGAGGCAGUCACGGACCACAAACCACUGCUGGGGCUACUGGGGCCAGACAAGGCGGUCCCCGUGCAGGCAUCACCUCGAGUGGUACGAUGGGCCUUGAAGCUGGCGGCCUACAUCUACCAGUUGGUGUACCGUCCGGGAAAAGACCUGGGACCUGCUGAUGCCCUGAGUCGGUUGCCGCUGCCAGAGGUGCCUGCUGCUGUUCUAGAGUCAGCUGAAGUGCUCAUGCUGGAGCAUGCGUACCCAGAGGUACUCUGCAGGUUUGCUGUGUCGCAGGCGACCAGUCGGGACCCGGUCCUGUCUCAGGUGGUGAAGGCAGUAUCCCGAGGGGAGGAGUUGGUGCAGCAGCCUUACAGCCACAAGGCCGCUGAGCUGAGCCUGGAGCAGGGCUGCCUACUUUGGGGUUCCAGGGUGGUGAUCCCACUAAUUCUCCGGUCCAGGGUCCUGCAGUUGCUGCACGCGGGGCAUCCUGGCGUGGAAAAGACAAAAAUGGUGGCCCGGUCCCGCCUUUGGUGGCCUAGACUGGACCAGGACAUCGCUCACAUGGUGCAGAGCUGCCAAGUCUGCCAGGAACAUCAACGGGCCUCGCGUCAUGUGAUCACCCCAUGGCCAUUCCCACAGAGGCCCUGGUCCCGCCUUCACGUGGAUUUUGGGCGCCCCUUCAAAGGCCACUACUUCCUGGUGGUGGUCGACGCAUUUUCAAAGUGGGUGGAAGUUCUACCUGUCACCACUCCAUCAGCAGGUGCGACCAUUGCAGCACUGCGGCAUGUCUUUGCAGCCCAGGGGCUGCCGGACAUCAUAGUCUCCGAUAAUGGGCCCGCUUUCGCCAGCGCAGAGUAUCUGUCCUGGCUGACAAAGAACGGAAUCCGCCGAAUGAUGGUUCCUCCGUACCACCCUGCUUCAAACGGUGCAGCUGAGCGGGUGGUGCAGACUAUUAAGGACAAACUGAAGAAGAGCCAGGCUGGGGAUUUCCGUACGCAGGUCGCCCGCAUGCAUACUUUUCCAGUACCUCAUGAUGUCACCGGCCGUGCCCCCUGUGAGCUUCUGCUGGGACGGAUGGUGAAGACACCGUUGGACAUUCUGUAUCCAGACCUCCGGUCCACGGCGCUCCUCAAACAGCUGAAGCAGAAGCUGGCUGCUGACAAAGGGUGCCGUCCUGGGCCAUUGCCGGAGCCUGGAGUGCCAGUAUUCGCCAGGAAUUUCCGUUCUGGCCCACCUUGGUCUGCUGGACAUGUGGUCUCGCCUGCAAGCUCCUCCUCUCUGCUCGUACGAAUGCAGGAUGGAACCACAUGGCACCGGCAUGCUGACCAUGUGAGGGCUAACCGCGGGACCUGGCUUGCAUCCACGGCAGCACCAGUUGCAACCACGGCAGCACCAGUUGCGGCCAGGGAGACAACCAUUUCGCAAGGGACAGGCGCCUCCAGUUGUGCACCACUAGUUGGGCCACCGGCAAGUUCAGUGCCAUCUCUGCCAACCACGGCAGAGUCUCAGGAGGAAUCAAGCGCGGCUCAGGCAGCACCUGGUGCUACCGCACCUAGUCCCUCAACAACUGUACCCAGGCGGAGCAAUCGACGACGAAGGGCACCAGACCGCUUUUCGCCUACCUAA